AACUUUUCAUAAUGCCGAAAAAGGUACAUACCAUGAAGAAAAUGCUAUAAAGCCCUGGGGUACGGACGUUCUGUAAUGAUGCCAUACACUUCCACCUGUUCCAAUUAAGUCUUUGGCACCUUUGGUACUUGCAGUGUCUUGACUUACUACUGUCUUCUGGCCUCACUUACCUUACUGCUUGCCUACUUCACCCUCCCGUUACUUGUACCUCUCCAAUAAGCUACCUUAUGUCUAACGCAGACAGCUCUACAGAGCUUGUCUUGCAGAUAUGCUUUGGUAUAUUUGGUGUCUUCAGUACCGUUGCUACCCUGGCUGGUCUUCACCAUCAUGUUUCGCUUGGCUGCGUUUUAGUUCGGCGGCUAAGGGGCCGCUCCAUCCCUCAUGCCCAUGACCUCGAGGUAGAGGCCGCCAAUACCAGCCUUGAGGACCUUGAUGUCAUUGCCGACUAUUCGACCCCACCCGUGAGGAGACCUACACUACCGCCUUCCUACAAGCAGUCCGGUGAGAGCUCCCACUUUGGGAGCUUUCUGAAUGCCGAUAUCGAUGUUGUUCCUUCCAAAAGUGAGCCUAAUAUCUCACAACAUUGAGUGGAAGGGAAAACGACACAUGCGACUGAGUUGUCAGCUGGUAUGUCCUCCAUGGAAAGAAGGCUUGGGGGAUCGUCAUGGCGCAUCUCUUUGUCAUGCAGAUGUUGUAUAUUUUUACCCAUUUUCCUUCGUUACAUACGCGAAAAGCUAUGACGAUAGGUGUACUCCAGUAGUCCGUGUGCAAAGACAAUCUAAAUCAUGUUGCU
Alternaria rosae is the source of this 793-nucleotide messenger RNA. RefSeq lists its product as uncharacterized. The transcript is spliced from 2 exons. Lineage: Eukaryota; Fungi; Ascomycota; Dothideomycetes; Pleosporales; Pleosporaceae. The record is from RefSeq and is a predicted model, not a curated record. The coding region runs from base 228 to 587 and encodes 119 amino acids.